Molecule: messenger RNA, 906 nt
Organism: Ochlerotatus camptorhynchus
Lineage: Eukaryota; Metazoa; Arthropoda; Insecta; Diptera; Culicidae
Product: larval cuticle protein A2B-like
Exons: 3
Coding region: 83-571 (162 amino acids)
Cellular component (GO): extracellular matrix
Source: RefSeq, a predicted model, not a curated record
UCAGUAUAAAAAGGGCAGCUCGUCUGAAUAAGCAUCAUAAUCAGUACAACGUUGUGACAAACACCACACACGGAAUACAAAAAUGGCAUUUAAAUUCGCAGUCUUCGCUGCCAUCGUGGCCGUCGCUAACGCCGUCGCCAUUGGAUACCCAGGUGCCUACCCAGGCGCCUACCCAGCCGUUGGUGUUGCCAAGGUCGCCUCUCCAUAUGCCUACCCAGCUGUUGCCAAGGCUGUUGAUGAUUAUGAUCCAAACCCACAGUACAGCUUCAGCUACCACAUUGCCGAUGCUGUGACUGGAGACAAUAAGGAACAGCAGGAAUCUCGCUCCGGAGAUGUCGUCACUGGAUCCUACUCUCUGGUUGAACCUGAUGGCACCCGUCGUGUUGUUGAAUACACUGCUGAUCCAGUCAAUGGAUUCAACGCCGUUGUCCACCGUCAGCCACUUGCCGUCAAGGCUAUUGCCCCAGUUGCCAAGUAUGCCGCCCCUCUGGCCUAUCCAGCUGCCCAUAUCGCCGGUUACCCAGCUGCCCAUGUUGGAUACCCAGCCUACGGAAAAGCCCUUAUUGGUUAAAGUUCGAAGCCCAGCCUAAACACUUCUUCUCUUUCGCUUCCUUGAAGUCAAUAGUUUGAACACUGUUUAUUUAUUCUUAACUAUUUCAUUGUUAUCUAUGUCUCACUUCUCUCAUGCUAUUACUUGUCCUUCAAAUCUACAAAAGGAGAGUUAUCUAGUUAUUCCAAGCUCAACUGAAUGCGUGUACAAAAGAUAGACAUAAUAUUAAUCGUGAAUGUACUGAGUUGAGAUGCUACCAAAAGCAUCUCAAUCUUUGACUGUGUGACUUAAACAAACUGCGAUUAGGGACCGUCAUGGAAAAUUACGGUCAAAUAAAUGCAAUUUCUAUAAAAGAA